AUGUCCCAAGACGAAGUGGCAGACAGUGAUGUCAAUUGCGACAUGGCGGCUCGCCUUGCGGACCUCAUCAUCUUCCGUGACCAGGCGAAACGUCGCAUCGCCGAGCUGGAGGCCACCGUGGAGGCGUUGGAGCAAACCCUAUCUGAAACCCGUAGGAACGACUCUCGCCCGGGCGCCAGAAUGCGGCGUCUACUCUCCGCGCCUCUACUUGACCAACCAUUUAAGGAGGAUGGCGUGCAGCAGAUAUGCAACUGGAACGAGGAGCUUGUCGGUACCGUGAACGAGCUGCGUGGGGCCAUGCUGAAGAUGGAGACCGAGGCCAAGAUCCAGCUUGUUGUGCUCAAGGACGAGGUGGACCGACUGCGUCUGGAGAAUGAUUCACUGCGCCGUGAGAACAAUGCGCUAAAGGAGCGGGUUGCGGAUGAUGUGUUACGACAACGGCAAACAAAUCGUGUGGAGAUGGCGUUUGAAAAGGCCAAAAUUGCUUCUCGAGUCCGUGCGGCAGGGCUACGCCGCCUGGAGUGCAUGGAAGCGGUGUUGAUGGAGACCCAUGAUGAUCUCUAUUAUGCUCAAAGGUUUGAUGCGGCGAAACUUCCUGUUCGCGAAGUGACGUUUGUUAUUCACGUUGUGGCGAAUGGACCAUCCCUACACCUGAGUGGAUGGGAGUUUACGAUGGCCAUAUACCAGGAUCUUUUGCUGGGAGCGGCCAGGCAGUACAGCGGAUACCACGUCUGUAGCACAAAGCAAAUAGAGGUGUUUGCCUUCCACAGUGCCACAGCCGCCCUUUACUUUGCAAAUGAGUGCCACAUUGGGGUUGCAAAUCUCCCAUGGCCGACACGCACCACAGAUAUUCCCUUUUUUGCGCCUAUUAUUGACAACGGGGAGUUGCUCUACAGCGGUCCUCGCAUGCACACUUGCAUCUAUACAUGUACCCCGGGGUCAGAAGUGGACCCUAUCAAUGGACGGCAAUUGUACUACGGGCAGGAGGUUAGGGACGCCGUCACCACGGCGUUGCAAGAUGCUCCCCUCGGUGAAAUGGUGGCAAACAAGACAUGGGCGACAAGGAUUUGCAAAGAAACAAACAUUGUGAAUGACGUUCACGACAUUACCCCCGUAGACAUCAGCCAUCUCCGUGACAAAUUGGGUGCUGGAUGGAGCAUCAUAGCGGUAAAACAUGCUGCGGCGGAUCUGUUCUGUUCCGUUCUUCCCAAAUCCCUUGAGCACCGCCGCGGGCUGCCGCCAUAUCAACUUGACCCUUCCCCUCUAUUUUCACGUGGCAUUAUUGAUGUGGAUGCCUUGCUUCCAGAAGUUAUUGCCUCCAUGAAAGGCGUGUCACGGCUCACCCUUGUUGGCACUCAAAAACAGCAGCAGCAGCCGUCGUUGCCGCCGCCGCAGCAGCAGCAGCAGCAGCAAACGCAACUGCAGCUGCAGUCACAACCAAAGCUGCAGAUGCAACAGCAGCAGGAAGGGUGGGUUGACGGUCUCUACCGUCAGAGGCAGCGUGCGGCUGAAAAGGGAGACACUUCUUGCACGGAUGUGCUUUCACUUUAUUCGCUGCGGCAGGAAAGGGAAAACAUCAUAUGUCUUUACAAGAGGGUUGAAGCAGUUGUCGCCUUUCAGGAACAGACGGCGAUGGAGGCAGAGGACUUGUAUUUUGCCCGAACCCAGAACAUUGACCCAGGUGAAACGUUGUACGUGUGUACAGUUGAUAUCGGAAGUGAUGCAUCCUGGCGAACGAUUAGUAAGGCAUCUAUGAAUUUGGAAGAGCAUUGCCACCUGCGGGAUCAACUGUUGUCGUCUGUUAUUGUAAAUGGGAGGAAUAAUUCCGGUGUUCACGUGAAUGGCAACACGAAGGACAUUUUCAGCUUCGCCUUUCGACGGCCAGAACAUGUUCUGCGCUUUGCCGCCCAGCUUUACACCGUGGUGAGUCAGAACUGCGAAGCGCUCACCAAGUCAAACUUGUGCCUCAUGAGAGCCGGUAUCACGAUGGGGCAGCUGCGUGUCAUGAACGACGUAAAAGCCGCCACCACGACCGCCGACUGCAGGGUGGCUCCCAUGCUACUUUGCCGCGGUAAAACGCUAGCUCGUUCUGGUCGUCUGUGUGAGGCGGCAGGCGACGGGGAAAUUCUCGCUGCUUCCGACGUCAUCCAGGCCUUCUACGCGACGAGGUCGAACCUUGCGAGCAUGGAGUACAACGUGGUGCGGAAUGGCGGUCUCUUUCUCGGGUCGUGCUCCGCGCUGGUGGACGUGUAUUCUGUGCUGCCCAAGUCUUACGCGUUCAGGCGUAAGACACGUAAACCCUUGGGGGAGGAGGCUGGUGGAGAAGAGCCGGAAACCCCGCGUCGCUCCGUCAGGGCGGCUCUGCAGCUUAACGAUCGAGUCAUGGCCCGCGACGAAGUGGAGCGGCUUCUACUGCAGCAACAACAAAUCCUGGAGAGGGCAGAAGCGGCAAGGAUGGCCGCGGAAGACACUGCCUGGAGUCUCACCGCUCAGCAGAGCCUCCGUCUGCCGUGGGCUGUCGUUAAGAAAUCCGGCGUCACAUGCACGACACCAGAGUUGGGUUUCUUCUUCUGCGACGCUGCAGAAAUGUUCGCACUCGCGGCUGCAAUCUCAGAUGAAUUAUACAGGGAGGUUGUGGCCCAGUACAAUCACGUUGUGAAGGCUGCGGUGCUGGCUCACGAUGGGUUUAUCGCCAAGACAAAUUCUGUCGCGGCAUACAUUGUUGUCUUCAACGAGCCUCAGUCUGCCUUGGAAGCGGCGCUGCAAAUUCAACGCACACUUUUAACGCUGGACUGGCCACAAAAACUAAUGAAAUUGGAGGCCACACUUUAUGUACGAAGUUCAAAGACGGGCAUUAUGUUGUUUAAUGGUGUCCGUGCAAAAAUGGCGGUCCACGUGUCUAACGAUUAUCAAUGUAACAGAACAUCUCAUGGAGACGACUGCGUUUUCGUGGACGUAUACGGUCCGGCUAUAGAAACAGUUGCGGAUGCCGGUUUUCGUGCAUGCGGUGGUGAGAUACUUGCGACGCCGCUUGCUCUGUCUAGCAUCGGGUCAACGUUGCAGGGUUCACUGCUCCUGCUGCAGGUUGCCAUGCAGGUGGCGAAAACGCAGCCGUUGAGUAAACUGGCACUUGCAUCAUGUGUGCCGCGGCAGUUGUGGGAGCGCCUUGAUCUCUUUACCCCUCCCGCGUCGGAGUCGGAGAAUACAUGGCAGGAAUCCAGUUCCUCGGGGAAGCAUUUAAAGAAGACGGAGAAGAAAACAUUAUGGUGGCAGGAAGCAAACAGUUCCCAGUGUCCUCUUCCGCCCUCCCGUCAGGCGGCAUGGGGGGCGAAACAAACCGCGUCCCGCGGUACCAUUCCUGCCUCUGUACAAAUCUCCUUGGAGGAGGUUGCAGGCUACAUCAGGCGGGAACUUUCCGCCGCCGUUGACUUGAGCACGUUUCGUGAGAGUUUUUUGACCACCAUCCGCGACUCUCUCGUGGGUUUGAGUAACGCCUUUCGGGCGCUAGAAGACGCAUUCGCCAGGGUGAAUCCAAUGUCACAACCGCCAUCAAUGGCUCCGACAGCGGCAGCAAAGCGCUUUGACAUGCCAUCUAGUGACUGUGGUAAUCGCAUGUCCGUGACCCUUCGCUCUUCUGCAGAUAUUUUUAAGAAAAGGAGCCGCGGCAGCAAUAUCGGCACUCCACUGCCGCUGUCAAGCUCGCCUGAUCCGUAUAAGAAUGCGCUGCAUCUUUUGGACGGCACGUUGAGGGGAGCCUUGCACCGGGUGAGCCGCGCCUUAGGCGUGAGUGGCGGCGUGCAUUUGUCGUCUCAGUCGAAUCCCAUGAGGGGGUCUAAGUCACUGUACAGUCACGGAACUUCGGGGCUUCGCAAGCCACUGAAGCCCACCUAG
Messenger RNA from Trypanosoma conorhini, 3891 nucleotides. RefSeq lists its product as uncharacterized. Bases 1 to 3891 code for a protein of 1296 amino acids. The transcript has a single exon. The record is from RefSeq and is a predicted model, not a curated record. NCBI's taxonomy places the organism in Eukaryota, Euglenozoa, Kinetoplastea, Trypanosomatida, Trypanosomatidae.